CAUCGCUCAGCUCCCAUGUGGAAACAGAGCCCGCUGAGCAACCAUUGCUGGUGUGCUGUCAUCUGCAUUGUGCCAGUUCUUAAUGCUUCUUUGGCAAUGGUUUCCCGCUUCUUGUGGCAUGACCCUGACCACAUGUUCUGUAUCUCGGAUAUUCCCAUGGCAUCCUGGGUGUUAGGAAUCCUCUGGCUGAUCCCGCUGGUCUUUAUCAACGAGGGCAUCAAACUGCAUGAGAUCAGGAUGAGGGUGAGAUACCAGAAACGACAGAAGCUUCAAUUUGACACCAAACUCGGCAUGAACUCCCCUUUUUGAUACGUCUGUCAAAAACAAGUCACAAAAAUACAUACGCACCCUUUCAUAUUGACACCAGAAUUAAAUAAAAUACAGAUUCAGUAUUAACAGUGUUGACCUUUAGGUGGCAGUACUGCAAUGAGAACAACAUUAGCAUCCUCUAAAAAAACACACUCU
Sinocyclocheilus grahami is the source of this 465-nucleotide messenger RNA. Its product is annotated as transmembrane protein 94-like. The record is from RefSeq and is a predicted model, not a curated record. The transcript is spliced from 3 exons. Bases 16 to 309 code for a protein of 97 amino acids. Lineage: Eukaryota; Metazoa; Chordata; Actinopteri; Cypriniformes; Cyprinidae.